UUUCAUCCUCAGAUAAGCCAGCUUUAGAGGAUUUACAGUGUUUCCUUGAGUUUCAAGUUCCUACACAGUGGGCACCAUUAUUCUGUGAGCUGCCUCUUAGGCAUCAAAGAAGAGUGGCAUCUUGCCCUGCAUUGCAGUUCUGUUUAUUCGGCCCAAAGAUUUGUGUGAGCCCUACCCAGGUUACAAGUGGUGAAAAGCCGGUCAUUGGUUUGCGCUUGUAUUUGGAAGGGAAAAAAUUCAACCAUUUAGCUAUACAUGUACAGCAUCUUUCUAGUUUACCGAACAUUAUGACAUCAAAAUCUGCUAACCCAACCUUACGCAAGCCAUGUCAGUGGCGAGGUUCCGAUGAUUAUGAAUCUAGUGACCAAUUCUUAGAACCGGUCAGAUGGCCGAGAUAUUCCAAUGUGUGCUCAUCUGUAGUUAAGCAUGAUCCAAGCUGGAUGCAAGGCGAGACUAGUGGCGUAUUUGUGGUAACUGGCGCACAGCUUAUCAGCAAAGGGAAGUGGCCUAAGACGGUGCUUCACCUGCGUCUACUUUUCUCCCAUCUUCCCAACUGCACAAUACGAAAGACAGAGUGGGCAGCUACACCCGAGGGUACUCAUAGGUCAAGUUUCUUGACAAAUCUCAGCACAACUUUUACGUUCACUCAGCGAACAAAGGCAGAUGCUGCACCAAAGCAGCAUCCUGCUGCUCUUAAUUCGGGAGUCUAUCCAGAGGGACCCCCAGUACCAGUUCGAUCAACAAAGCUGCUCAAGUAUGUAGAUACAGCUGAGGUUUCACGAGGGCCAUAUGACACUCCUGGACAUUGGUUGGUAACCGCUGCGAAGCUUGUUACAGAGGGUGGUAAGAUAGGUUUGCAUGUGAAGUUUGCACUGUUAGAUUUCUUAAAUGAAUCAUAGUUUCUUUUGUGUACAUAUUCUGGGGUAGUUUUAUCUUCCAAUAUCUUGAUGAUAGAGCAUAUUGUUUAUCCAAGAAAUGGCAAAAAGGGGCGGAAAAUAUUAUAGAUGUUGUAUAGAAGCAAUUAGUGAAAUGAAUGGAUUUAUUUUUUGAUAUA
Nicotiana tabacum (common tobacco) is the source of this 1054-nucleotide messenger RNA. The record is from RefSeq and is a predicted model, not a curated record. NCBI's taxonomy places the organism in Eukaryota, Viridiplantae, Streptophyta, Magnoliopsida, Solanales, Solanaceae.